Messenger RNA from Penicillium lagena, 2211 nucleotides. Its product is annotated as SH3 domain-containing protein. Lineage: Eukaryota; Fungi; Ascomycota; Eurotiomycetes; Eurotiales; Aspergillaceae. The coding region runs from base 1 to 2211 and encodes 736 amino acids. The transcript has 7 exons. Gene Ontology annotation, cellular component: microtubule cytoskeleton; cell tip. Gene Ontology annotation, biological process: establishment or maintenance of actin cytoskeleton polarity. The record is from RefSeq and is a predicted model, not a curated record. Gene Ontology annotation, molecular function: protein binding.
AUGAGCCGACCUCAGAUGAUUCGAGCCGAUACCCUGGAUCUGCAGGACCAUGAUGCACCUUCGGCCAAAGACCAUUCCAAGCAGCCCGAACAACCAGCUCCCCUCGGCGCCGGCCGGCCUGCCCCCCACCAAGAGCUGUCCCUUCGCAAUGCGGAACAUGACUCAAAAUCGGAGCUCAGGAGCGCGAACGGAGUGGACAUAUAUGGCGAGCCAGAGGAUAUGGAAGACGAGAUGAAUGGCACGCAGUACGACCAAGAAGAUGGUGAUUUGGCGGACGGCGAAAGCGAUGACCUGCUCGACGACGACUUGAUGGACAAGAUUUCCAGCUCACCAUCUAUCGACGACGAGGAUAUUGACUUCGAGUUCGUUUAUGCGCUUCACAACUUUGUUGCAACAGUCGACGGCCAGGCAAAUGCUGCAAAGGGAGACACCAUGGUCCUUCUCGACGACAGCAAUAGCUAUUGGUGGCUUGUUCGUGUUGUGAAGGAUGGUAGCAUCGGGUAUCUACCAGCGGAGCACAUCGAAACACCGACCGAAAGGUUGGCCAGACUUAACAAACACCGCAAUGUCGACCUGUCUGCAACCAUGCUGGGCGACAAUUCAGAAAAGUCCAAGAACCCCUUGAAGAAGGCCAUGCGCAGGAGGAACGCGAAGACCGUCAACUUCGCAGCACCGACCUACAUCGAAGCUUCGGACGUCGAGUUUUCGUCUGACGAUGAUUCUGAGCAUGGUGAUUUCUUUGAUGAUGAAACCCUGGACGGAGAAGAAGAUGACGCACAAGAGCAGGAAGACAUUGUUGUCGAGCCUCUUCGGCCUAAAGGGCAUAAAGAAAAACCCACGGAACAGACUGAAGUCAACGGCACACAGGAGAAACAUGAGCCUGAGAUCCGCUCAAGCUCAGAGCCACGUCGGUCAAGCGAGGAGUUCUUUGAUUCAGAUGAGCCAACCGUCAGCCGGUCCAGAAAUGGCACUGUACGGAACACCGAUUCUUUUUUCAAGGACGACACCGCAGAGCCAAAGAAGAUUUCCCUCACACCGAAUUUAUUGCGCGACGUGCGCGACGAAUCCAACAGUAUGGGGCUGUCUAAUGAUUGGAAAGAGGGCCGUGGAAGCUCAGAGUCAACCGAACGAACAUCAGUCUCAGGAGACAAGAUCAAAGAUGACAAGAAGCGCAAAGAAAAGAAGCCAGGGAUGCUCAGCGGACUGUUCAAGCGGAAGGACAAGAAGAGCAAAUCAUCGAUGGAUGAUGACUUUGACGAGCCUCUGCAAUCCCCAGCGGAAUCUUCAUUCCGAGCUUCACCCGUAUCAAAGACAUCCAUGGAGUCAAUCUCUUCAGAGACACGGUCUUCUUCCAAGCAAGGUGUACAAAGAGAGAGCAGCAAGAAGCUACAAAAGCAACCUCCGGCCGGAGUUUCUCCCACCAAGGCGGAUGCGCCACGGGACCCUUCAAUGGAAACGGCCAGAGACGCGACUCGGAGCACCAACGAUCAAUCAGUUCGACAAGUUACCUCACCCAACGACGGAGAGACUCGCAGAACCAUGGUAUCCCCUGCCAGCCAGUCGAGUCCAUUCAAGGAAGAAUUUGUUACUCCAACGGAGUCUUUCCAUCCCUUGUCAUCUCCUAUCGAGCGACCAUCCAGCGAAGCCCAAGUGAGACCGUACUUUGCGCUUGAUGGAACAAUCUUGCAGACCAGCGGGACGUCUCCACCACAAAAAUCCGUGCCCAAGCUUGUCACCGAGCCGGUCAGCGACCGACCCGAGUCCCCUGUCGUUGUCUCUCCUGUGGAAACGGAAAUUCUUAUCGGCGGCCCAGGACCGACGAUGGAGGCAUCGUCGCAGCGGACACACUCUAUUUCCCCAAUCUCUGAACCGUCAUCUCCUGAAGUCGAGAAGAACUACCUGAAGGGUACCGAGCCUGCCCCUGGUUCAUUCGAUACUUUGUCUGUGGACACACCGACCUGGAGUGAUGCUAGUCUACGAUCAUACCUUGACGAAGAGAACGAUAUUCGCGACCUGUUUAUUAUUGUCCAUGACAAAUCGAACAUCCCCCCCGCUGGCCCAGAUCACCCGAUCACCGGCCGUUUGUUCAAGGAUGAAAGCAAACGACUCAAAGAGAUGAGCACCCAAUUGGACGACAUGCUCGUCAACUGGAUGUCCCAGCGCAACCGAAAUUCCACACCGAUGCGGCCCUUGCAAAGUCCACCGGUAUAA